Molecule: messenger RNA, 681 nt
Organism: Meleagris gallopavo (turkey)
Lineage: Eukaryota; Metazoa; Chordata; Aves; Galliformes; Phasianidae
Source: RefSeq, a predicted model, not a curated record
CCAUCAUCACCAUCAUCCUCACCAUCCUCACCAUCAUCAUCCUCACCAUCCUCACAAUCAUCACCAUCAUCCUCACCAUCAUCAUCAUCCUCACCAUCAUCCUCACCAUCGUCACCAUCAUCACCAUUGUUAUCUUCCUCACCAUCCUCACCACCAUCAUCAUCCUCACCAUCAUCAUCAUCAUCAUCACUAUCAUCACCACCACCAUCAUUAUCCUCACCAUCAUCCUCACCAUCAUCCUCACCAUCAUCAUCAUCAUCAUCAUCAUCAUCCUCACCAUCAUCCUCACCAUCCUCACCAUCAUCCUCACCAUCCUCAUCAUCAUCAUCACCAUCAUCCUCACCAUCAUCAUCAUCAUCCUCAUCAUCAUCCUCACCAUCCUCACCAUCAUCCUCACCAUCAUCCUCACCAUCAUCCUCACCAUCCUCACCAUCACCGCCAUCAACAUCACCAUCGUUAUCAUCAUCGUCACCAUCAUCACCACUGUUAUCAUCCUCACCUCCCAGUAACUCCAGUACCCCCAGUCUCUCCAAGUGCCCCCCAGUCCAUCCCAGUUCCAUCCCAGUCCAUUCCUGUUCCCUCCCAGUCCAUCCCAGUAAAGCCCCCAACAGGCCCUCGUCCAUCCCAGUUCCUUCCCAGUCCAUCCCAGUAAAGCCCCCAACAGGCCCCCGUCCAUCCUAG